GCCAACUCGAUAGUGUAUAAGUACUCGCCCUUGGAGCCUCCAGGGAAACGCGAAGUGGGCUACGAGCUGGAGCUAGAGAGAUCAGAGAGGGUCCCUGCUCUUAGCCUGGGACUGCGGAGCUCCCGUUUCUACCAGUACUUCAGGAUCUAGUCCAGCGGAAUCCCUGUCGGGCCCUAACUCGGAUGCCAGGUUUCUGUAUACAGAGCCUUCAGGACUAAUUUUGGUGGAAAGAGAUAACAGGUGGUGCUAAUUCACUGUGUUGGUGGCAACUCUGGCUACACUGAAAAGUUUGAGAAAGUUAUCCUGUAAACCUACUAGAAUCAGGUGCUUUUAUUUCUGAAGUUCUUUGUUUCAGCUGUGAGUUCAACAUGGAGGCAAACCAGUGCUCCCUGCUAGUGGAACCAUCUUACCCAGACCUGGUCAUUAAUGUAGGAGAAGUGACUCUUGGAGAAGAAAACAGAAAAAAGCUGCAGAAAAUUCAGAGAGGCCAAGAGAAGGAGAGAGUUCUCCGGGCUGCCUGUGCUUUAUUAAACUCAGGGGGAGGAGUGAUUCGGAUGGCCAAGAAGGAUGAGCAUCCCGUGGAGAUGGGGCUGGAUUUAGAAACAUCUUUGAGAGACCUUAUUCAGUCCUCAGAUUUGCAGGCUUUUUUUGAGACCAAGCAAGAAGGAAAUUGUUUUUACAUUUUUGUUAAAUCUUGGAGCAGUGACCCUUUCCCUGAAGAUGGCUCUGUCAAGCCCCGCCUUUGCAGCCUCACUUCUUCAUUAUACUGUAGAUCUGAAACCUCUGUGCUUGCCAUGGAUUCAAGAGAAGCAUUCUAUUUCCUCAAGACCAAGAAAAAGAAUGCAAAAAUCUUGGAAGAAGGACCUUGUCACAAAGUUCACAAGGUUAUACACCAAGAGCUCCCUAACACGGAUCCUGCUGAUGCAGUUUUCCAAAAAGACUAUCUUGAAUAUGGUGAAAUCCUGCCUUUUCCUGAGUCUCAAUUAGUAGAGUUUAAACAGUUCUCUACAAAACACAUCCAAGAAUAUGUAAAAAACCUAAUUCCAGAAUACAUCCCUGCAUUUGCAAACACCAGGGGAGGAUAUCUUUUUAUUGGAGUGGAUGAGAGUAGGAAAGUCCUGGGAUGUGCAAAAGAAAAUGUUGACCCUCUCUCUUUGAGAUGGAAAAUAGAAAAUGCAAUAUGCAAAUUACCUUGUGUGCAUUUUUGCACACAACCCCAAUGCCGGAUAACCUUCACACUCAAAAUUGUGGAUGUGUUAGCUCAGGGAAAGCUAUAUGGCUAUGCUUGUAUGAUCAGAGUAAAGCCAUUCUGCUGUGCUGUGUUCUCAGAAGCUCCCAAGUCAUGGAUAGUGAAGGAUAAGCAUGUCUGCAGCCUGACAACCGAGAAAUGGGUAGGGAUGAUGACAGACACAGAUCCAGAUCUUGUACAGUUGCCCAAAGAUUUUGAAUCUCAGCUGAGUCUAUCUGGUGGGCCUCCCCUUAGCAGACCAGUGUACUCCAAGAAAGGCCUGGAACAUAAAAAGGAACUCCAGCAACUCUUAUUUUCAGUCCCACUAGGACAUUUGCAAUAUACUCCAGAGUCCCUCUGGAAGGACCUGACCUCACAGCAUGAAGGAUUAGAGGAAUUAAUAAAUGAGCAAAUGCAACCUUUCUUUCGAGGAAUAUUGAUCUUCUCUAGAAGCUGGGCCAUGGACCUGAACUUGCAGGAGAAGCCAGGAGUCAUCUGUGAUGCUCUGCUGAUAGCACAGAACAGCACCCCCAUUCUCUACACCAUUCUCAGGGAGCAGGAUGCAGAGGGCCAGGACUACUGCACUCACACCGCCUUUACUUUGAAGCAGAACCUGGUGAACGUGGGGGGCUACACCGGGAAGGUGUGUGUCAGGGCCAAGGUCCUCUGUCUGAGUCCUGAGAGCAGCACAGAGGCCUUGGAGGCUGCAGUGUCUCCGAUGCAUUACCCACUGUCCUAUCGCCUUGCAGGCACCCAGCACAUGGAAGCCCUGCUGCAGUCCCUGGUGAUUGUCUUGCUCGGCUUCAGGUCUCUCUUGAGUGACCAGCUCGGCUGUGAGGUUUUAAAUCUGCUCACAGCCCAGCAGUAUGAGAUCUUCUCCAAAAGCCUCCGCAAGAACAGGGAAUUGUUUGUCCACGGUUUACCUGGCUCAGGGAAGACCAUCAUGGCCAUGAAGAUCAUGGAGAAGAUCAGGAAUGUGUUUCACUGUGAGGAACAGAGAAUUCUUUAUGUUUGUGAGAACCAGCCUCUGAGGAACUUCAUCAGUAAUAGAAAAAUCUGCGAAGCAGUGACUCGGAAAACAUUCCUGAAAAAUCACUUUGAACACAUUCAACACAUCAUCAUUGACGAAGCUCAGAAUUUCCGCACUGAAGAUGGGGACUGGUAUGGGAAGGCAAAAACCAUCACGCAGAGAGCAAAGAAUGACCCAGGAAUUCUCUGGAUCUUUCUGGACUACUUUCAGACCAGCCACUUGGAUCACAGUGGCCUUCCCCCUCUCUCAGAACAGUAUCCAAGGGAAGAGCUGACCAGAAUAGUUCGCAAUGCAGAUCCAAUAGCCAAGUACUUACAAAAAGAAAUGCAAAUAAUUAGAAAUAAUCCUUCAUUUAACAUCCCUCCUGGGUCCCUUGAGGUACUUCUUGAAGCUGAAUGGUCCCAGGGUGUUCAGGGAAACUUAAAAAUUAAGAAACACUUUACUGUAGAGCAAAUAGUGACCUAUGUGGCAAACAAAUGCAAGCGCUUCUUUGAAAGGGGCUAUUCUCCUAAGGAUGUUGCUGUGCUUGUCAGCACCGCAAGAGAAGUGGAGCGCUAUAAGUACGAACUUUUGAAAGCACUGAGGAAGAAAAGGGCUGUGCAGCUCAGUGAUGCAUGUGACAUAUUGAGUGAUCACAUCAUGUUGGACAGUGUCCGGCGAUUCUCAGGCCUGGAAAGGAACAUAGUGUUUGGGAUUCAUCCAAGGACAGCUGACUCACUUAUCUUACACAAUAUUCUGGUCUGUCUGGCUUCCAGGGCAAAACAACACCUAUAUAUUUUUCUGUGUGGAGACUGUUAAGAAGAACUCCAAAUCAAAAUGAGACGAGGCAAUUGCCAUGUAAUGUCUGUGGGUGACAAUCCACUAAUGACUGAAACGUUUUCUUUUUAGUUCACAAGUCAGCUAGAGACUUGGGUGAAGCUGACAUACAGAGUUUGGAACUCCCUCAUCUCAGACACUUCUUUCAGGGCUUCCUUCUUCAACUAUUUCCAGCAGCUAUGGUUGACCCCCUUUCUGUCCCCUGACUCUUCCAGCCAGAAAAACAGUGGUUUUCUAAAGGAACUUAAGCUAUCCUGCACAGCGUGGACCUAUGUCUUGCACUCUGGGUAAAAGCUAUAGAAACAAGAAACUGAUCCUGUGGCCUGUCUUCUUCCAAGGCUGGACUUCUUUUUUUAAGUGACUUCAUGUGGGUUGUUGCUUAAAAAAUUUUUCAGAAUUGUUUUCUGCUGCAUGGUCUGCUAGGCGCUUACUGGCCAUAGCAGAAGUUAUUGUUUCCUGAAUUUGUGACACUUGUCUUUGCUGCAUUCAUUUAAGGCUUGGGAGAUUCCCAAGAUAAUUCAAUCACUGUCAGAUGAUAAUUGUGUCAGACCAAAGAAUACUGUUAUGAUUAUUUAAUCCUUUAAAAUUGUGAUCUCCAGAGCUUGUUCUCAGAAUGGCCCAGGCCGAGCCUUAAUUGUGAACAUUAAUGAUCACUUUAAAGAGAAAUUAUAGGCCAAGAUGAAAUGAACAUAAACCUGUUUGCCCUGGCUUUCAGUGGAAGAUAAUAUUAGAGACCAAAAUCUGAUUCUAAAGGUGUGUAUCAGCCCUAAGGUGAACCGAACUUGGGGAAGAUUGUCUUUAGAAAUCAACGAGUUCAUGUUUUAACUUCUCAGCUUGGUUCUAUGCAUUGCUCUGUAACACACCUAGUUAAGUUUUAUGUCAUUCUUGAACUGUGAUUUUUUUCUAUUUGCUUUCAUAGUUUGGUAAGCCAUUGUUAUGGACUGAAUGUUUAUGUCCCACCCUCACCCCUACAUUCCCAUCUUGAAGCCCCAACCUGCAGUGUGGAACUGGGCUGCUAAGGAAGUUAUUAAGGUUACAUGAAGUCAUGGUGGGUCUCUGAUCUGCUAAGAUUGGUGUUCUUAUAGGGAGAGACCCCAGAGAGCUUGUUCCCUCCCUCCCUGUGUACGCAAACAAGAGGGCAUAGGAGAACACAGAGAAAUGGCAGCCACCUACAAGCCAAGAGAAGAAGCCUCACAAUGAAAGCCCCACUGCUGGUACCUCUGUCUUGGAAUUCCAGCCUCCAGACUGUGAGAAACAAAUUUCUGUUCUUUCAGCCUGUCAGUCUCUGGUGUUUUGUUAUUGCAGCCUGAGAACACAGCUGUAUGAUUAUUUGUCAGACAAAAAAACACUGAUACUUAACAAUGCUAAUGCAAUUACUUAUGUGCUUUUCAGUCUCUAAAAAACAUUCUAAAACACGAAUCUAAAUACUAACAAAAUAUUUGCACAACUAAUGGAAAUUAAGAGACUAUAUGCCCAGGAGAGAGAUCCAAGAUGGCCGUCUAGCAGCAGCUCAGGGUUGCAGCUCCCAGUGAAGGUGCAGGGAGAGAGUGGACGCCAGACUUCCAGACGAAUUUUUGUUGCUUAUGGACCAGGAGAUUCCCAGCAGAGGAGCCCCACUGGUCUCCAGUGCGACUCUUUUAGCUGGCGCAUCUGUUUUGCCAAUGCGGCAGUUCUCAGUGCAGAGUAUGUCAGACUGGGUGCCCUUUUAGUUCGUGUUUGGAGCUCCGAGAAGGCAGAGUCACCCAUUCAGCUGAUUGGGAGGGCGACUAAAGCUGGGAGCCAGACCAGGAGAUUCCUGGGCAGAAAAGCGCCACGAAUCUCAGCACCACUGUUUCAGCUGGUGCGGUUGCCGCACGGGAAAUUGCAUAGAUCCCAGCACCUUUUCGGUGGGUGACUGGGGCACCUGGGAGAGAAUCGACUGUUCAAUUAGGAAAAGAAAAAAAGGGGGCUCAAAGGCGGGGAGCCAGGUGAUUGGGUUCGGCUGGUUCCACCCCCACAAAAAAACAGCAAUUGGAAACACUGAUGGUUGGGAGUUUCACAGCAAGCACAGCUGAACCCAGGAAGGUCCAGCUCUGUGGGGGAGGGGCAUCCACUGAAGGAAAACAAACAGAAAUAACAUCACCACCAACAAGCCGGACCUCCACUCAGAGACCCAAUCUGAAAGUCAGCAAUUACAAAGAUGACAGGUGGAUAAAUCCACAAAGAUGGGAAGAAACCAGUGCAAAACGGCUGAAAACAUCCAAAAUCAGAAUGCCUCUUCUCCUUCAGGGGAUCGCAGCUCCUCAUCAGCAAGGGAACAAAGCCUGAUGGAGAAUGAGUGUGAUGAAUUGUCAGAAUCAGGCUUCAGAAGGUGGAUAAUAAGAAACUUCUGUGAGCUAAAAGAACAUGUUCUAACCCAAUGCAAAGAAACUAAGAACCUUGAAAAAAGGUUUGAUGAAAUGCUAAUGAGAAUAGACAAUUUAGAGAGGAAUAUAAGUGAAUUAAUGGACCUGAAAAACACAACACGAGAACUUUGCGAAGUAUGCACAAGUUUCAACAGUCGAAUUGAUCAAGCAGAAGAAAGGAUAUCAGAGGUCAAAGACCAACUCAAUGAAAUAAAACGAGAAGACAAGAUUAGAGAAAAAAGGAUAAAAAGGAAUGAGCAAGUCUCCAAAAAAUAUGGGACUAUGUGAAAAGACCUAAUGUAUGAUAGGUGUACCUGAAUGUGAUGAAGAGAAUGAAUCCAAGCUGGAAAAUACUCUUCAGGAUAUUAUUCAGGAAAACUUUCCCAACCACCAAGGCAGGACAAUAUUCAACUCCAGGUAAUACAGAGAACACCACAAAGAUAUUCCUCAAGAAGAGUAACCCCAAGGCACAUAAUCAUCAGAUUCACCAGGGUUGAAAUGAAGGAGAAAAUGCUAAGGGCAGCCAGAGAGAAAGGUCAGGUUACCCACAAAGGGAAGCCUAUCAGACUCACAGCAGAUCUCUCAGCAGAAACCCUACAAGCUGGAAGAGAGUGGGGGCCAAUAUUCAACAUCCUUAAAGAAAAGAACUUUCAACCCAGAAUUUCAUAUCCAGCUAAACUAAGCUUCACAAGCGAAGGAAAAAUAAAAAUCUUUUGUGAACAAGCAAGUACUUAGAGAUUUCAUCACCACCAGGCCUGCUUUACAAGAGCUUCUGAAAGAAGCAGUACACAUAGAAAGGAACAACCAGUAUCAGCCUUUCCAAAAAUAUACCGAAAAGUAAAGAGCAUCAACAUAAUGAAGAAUUUACAUCAACUAAUGGGCAAAACAGCCAGCUAGCAUCAAAUGGCAGUUUUAUACUAACAUAUAUUAUAAUUAAUUCUAAAUUUAAAUUGACUAAAUUCCCCAGUCAAAAGACACAGACAGCUAAAUUGGAUAAAAAGCCAAAACCCCUCAGUAUGCUGCAUCCAGACCCAUCUCACAUGCAAGUUUACACAAAGACUCAAAACAAAGGGAUGGAGGAAGAUUUACCAACCAAAUGAAGAGCAACAAUAAAUAAAUAAAGAAAAAGCAGGAGUUGCAAUUCUUGCCUCUGAAAAAAUAGACUUUAAAGCAACAAAGAUCAAAAGAGACAAAGAAGGACAUUACAUCAUGGUAAAAGGAUCAAUGCAACAAAAAGAGCUAAUGAUCCUAAAUAUAUACACACCCAAUACAGGAGUACCCAGAUACAUAAGUUCUGAAUGACUUAUAAAGAGACUUAGACUCCCACACAAUAAUAGUGGGAGACUUUAACAUUACAUUGUCAACAUUAGACAGAUCAACGAGACAGAAAAUUAACACGGAUAUCCAGGACUUGAACUCAGACCUGGAACAAGUAAGCUUAAUAAACAUUUAUAGAACUCUCCACCCCAAAUGCACAAGACAUACAUUCUUAUCAGUACCACAUCAUACCUGCUCUAAAAGUGACUACAUAAUUGGAAGUAAAUCACUCCUCAGUAAUUGCAUAGCAUUUCACAGGUUUAAAUGAAAUAUUAGUUGGCUGCUUGUUUGUUAUUUUCCUCCCUUAUUCCUUCCUGUCUCCAUUUUUAAGCACAAUUAUUGGCAUAAAAGAGGUUUUCAAUACCCACUUUUAGACUGCAUUCUAGCCUGGGCAAUAAAGCAACACUCCCGUUCUCUCUCCCUCUUUCUUCCACUCUUUCAUUAUUUUUUUAUUCUUUUUUUCUUUUUCUUUUUUUCUCUCUUAAAAAAAAAGUCUAUAUGCCCAAUAUUUUACUUAUUAGUAAUCCUACUCUACUGAUUUUCCCCCAUGUUUUAAGUUUUGAACUUUUCCACCUUUCUCCUGUCUUUCUGUGUUUACUCAUGGAAUUCCAGUUAUCUAGCCUUGAAAUUGUAGGCUCUCCCAACUUAAUCGGAAUCUGACAGAUCAGCAAAAUAAGGAGAAAAAUGUUUCUGCUUUCUGACUGCAUUAAAUCAGAUACAACUCAGCAUUAAAAAGCUAUCUUUGUAAAUGUUGUUCCUAAUAAGUGAGUCUUAUAAGAUCCCUGGUCUUUGGAUUUGUUGCAAUGUCUUUGAGAGUAAUUCUUUAAAAGCCUAUUUGACUGGUUGUAUCUCUUUAUGAUUUAUUGCCCUACUAAUAAUGUUUGCAACAAUAUUUUAAAAUGGAUACUUAUGAACUUUUGUUUAGACCAAAGAGGAUUGCUGAUAUUUAUUUCUGUUUCCAUAUGAAUGGUGAAAGGUUUAGCUUCCAGAUCUACUUACUGCAUUUUGGUUUUAAAUAAAAAAUUGAGAGUU
This is a messenger RNA of Callithrix jacchus (white-tufted-ear marmoset), 7807 nucleotides long. RefSeq names its product schlafen family member 11 (gene SLFN11). Gene Ontology annotation, molecular function: tRNA binding. The record is from RefSeq and is a predicted model, not a curated record. Gene Ontology annotation, biological process: defense response to virus. NCBI's taxonomy places the organism in Eukaryota, Metazoa, Chordata, Mammalia, Primates, Cebidae.